GCUGGCGCUCUUGUUCCUCAGCCGAGCGGUGGAGGCAGGAGGACGCGGCCCGGAGCCCGGACGAGCUCAGUGGACCGGCCAGCCAGCGGCUCAGGCUCGGGCGCCUUUCUCGUCCUCCCCUGCUCCCCGGCAGCCUCCGCGGGGACUCCGGGGGGCCUUCCUCCCCUCCGCACGCGCUUCGCUUCCCUGGGAAUUGAAAGUAACUGAAUUAUUUGAAGUUGUGGGAUCAAUGACUGUUUGAGAUACCAAGCUCAUAAAGGAAAACUACAUGUGAAACGCUUCUGAGUAAAUUUUGGAUGAAGCCAUCAAAUUAAUUAUUUGCCAUCAUGAGCAGAAGCAAGCGUGACAGUAAUUUUUAUAGUGUUGAGAUUGGAGAUUCUACAUUUACUGUACUGAAACGGUAUCAGAAUUUAAAACCUAUAGGCUCAGGGGCCCAGGGAAUAGUGUGCGCAGCUUAUGAUGCCAUUCUUGAAAGAAACGUUGCAAUCAAGAAGCUUAGCCGACCAUUUCAGAAUCAGACUCAUGCCAAGCGUGCUUAUAGAGAGCUUGUUCUUAUGAAAUGUGUUAAUCACAAAAAUAUAAUUGGCCUCUUGAAUGUGUUCACACCACAGAAGUCCCUAGAAGAAUUUCAGGAUGUUUACAUAGUUAUGGAGCUCAUGGAUGCAAAUCUUUGCCAAGUGAUUCAAAUGGAGCUAGACCAUGAACGAAUGUCCUACCUUCUGUAUCAGAUGCUGUGUGGAAUCAAGCACCUUCAUUCUGCAGGAAUUAUACAUCGAGACUUAAAGCCCAGUAAUAUAGUAGUAAAAUCAGACUGCACUUUGAAGAUUCUUGACUUUGGACUGGCCAGAACUGCAGGAACUAGUUUUAUGAUGACACCUUAUGUAGUGACUCGUUACUACAGAGCACCCGAGGUCAUCCUAGGGAUGGGCUACAAAGAAAACGUGGAUUUAUGGUCUGUGGGGUGCAUUAUGGGAGAAAUGGUUUGCCACAAAAUCCUCUUUCCAGGAAGGGACUAUAUUGAUCAGUGGAAUAAAGUUAUUGAGCAACUUGGAACACCGUGCCCUGAGUUCAUGAAGAAAUUACAACCAACAGUAAGGACUUAUGUGGAGAACAGACCUAAAUAUGCUGGCUAUAGCUUUGAGAAGCUCUUCCCAGAUGUACUUUUCCCAGCCGACUCAGAGCACAACAAACUUAAAGCUAGUCAGGCAAGGGAUUUGUUGUCAAAAAUGCUGGUUAUAGAUGCGUCUAAAAGAAUCUCUGUGGAUGAAGCUCUCCAGCACCCAUAUAUUAAUGUCUGGUAUGAUCCUUCAGAAGCAGAAGCGCCUCCACCAAAGAUACCUGACAAACAGUUAGAUGAAAGAGAGCACACAAUAGAAGAGUGGAAAGAAUUAAUAUACAAGGAGGUUAUGGAGUUGGAGGAGAGAACUAAGAACGGAGUUAUACGGGGUCAGCCGGCUCCUUUAGGUGCAGCAGUGAUUAGUGGCUCUCAACAUCCAUCUUCAUCGUCGUCUGUCAAUGAUGUGUCUUCAAUGUCAACAGAUCCAACAUUGGCCUCUGAUACAGACAGCAGUCUAGAAACAUCAGCUGGACCUCUGGGCUGCUGCAGAUGACUAUUUGGUCAGG
Phascolarctos cinereus (koala) is the source of this 1623-nucleotide messenger RNA. It is a transcript of the gene MAPK8, whose product is annotated as mitogen-activated protein kinase 8. Lineage: Eukaryota; Metazoa; Chordata; Mammalia; Diprotodontia; Phascolarctidae. The record is from RefSeq and is a predicted model, not a curated record. Gene Ontology annotation, molecular function: ATP binding; MAP kinase activity. Gene Ontology annotation, biological process: protein phosphorylation.